Phymastichus coffea is the source of this 1166-nucleotide messenger RNA. RefSeq names its product protein N-terminal glutamine amidohydrolase. The transcript has 5 exons. Lineage: Eukaryota; Metazoa; Arthropoda; Insecta; Hymenoptera; Eulophidae. Gene Ontology annotation, cellular component: cytosol; nucleus. Gene Ontology annotation, molecular function: protein-N-terminal glutamine amidohydrolase activity; protein-N-terminal asparagine amidohydrolase activity. The record is from RefSeq and is a predicted model, not a curated record. Bases 361 to 1074 code for a protein of 237 amino acids.
AUCAUUACAAUGUCUGCUCUCUUCUCGACGUCGAGUUGUAGUAUAGUGUUGGUUCUACCUCCGUGCCAGUAAAGCUCACGAAGGCUCGUAGUUCUAGUAGCUUAUAGGUUGGAGUGUGCUUGCGCGUUAAGCAGCGGUGUCAAAGUUCAAUGGUACACAAAAUUGCAAAACGACAGGUGCAUAUUGAUAAUUAAAAGAGCAGGGAAUGCAGCGGUGUUGAGGAAAUCAGCAACUGGACAUCGACUAGAUCUUUAAGAAAGCUCGUGAAAGCUUCCAUUGUUCAUCCGAGCGGACUAGGGUAUAAGGAUUAGUAGAGGAGACUCAAUUGGAGGCUACAAACAGCGUUUGUAAACAAAGAAGAUGGCCGUAGAGAGCAUCGUGAGCGGGAACACGAAGCCCUUGAUACCGCUGUUUAGCAAGAGGACCGACUGCAUUUAUACGAGUUGCUUCUGCGAGGAAAAUGUUUGGAAGCUUUGUCAGGAGAUUGCAACUAAACAUGGAUCAGAACUUCAACAUUGUCAUGUAGCUUUUAUAAGCAAUCCUGGCCGUAGUGUACCUUUAUGGAGACAGAGAUCUGGCAAAGAAGAAGAGAAAAUAGUUAUUUGGGACUAUCAUGUCAUAUUAAUUUAUGCUCCGGAUGAAAGAGCAGUUGUCUAUGAUCUGGACAGUGAAUUGCCUUUUCCAACGUAUUUUUGGAAAUAUGCAACAGAAACCUUCAGAAGAGAUGAGGCUCUGCCUCCAGAAUGGCACAGAAUGUUUAGAUUAAUAUCAGCUAGUGAUUAUCUGAAAUAUUUUGCUUCAAACAGACAGCACAUGAAAAGAAAAGAUGGUACAUGGAUUAAAACUCCUCCUGAUUACAGUCCCAUUUGCACCCCAACUUGUACUGACAAUUUGGAUUCCUUCAUUGACAUGAGUCCUAAUCAAGGAUAUGGUACUAUAAUGACUCUAAAACAGUUAUUUGAUCGCUUUUAUAGACCAAGUGUUACUCCAAUAUCUCAAGUGCAAGCACAAACGCAAGCUGCCCAAAAUGAUGGUCUUCGCAAUCGCACAGGAUUGCCUAGCGCAUUAGUGUGAGAGCAAGAUACCGAACAACCAAUGAUGCCGUAAUAUGCGAUGAGUUAGAGCUGAGGCAAAUUAUAAACCUAUUUAAAGCUAUUUUACAUACG